GCUGCAAUGCCGUUAUCAAGUCAAAAGAAGAUGGCUCGAGAUGUUGUGGGUCGGAGACAAUUGUUGCCACCGAGGGUUGUUGUGGAGAAAAGGCUUACAAUCUUUCCACACACCAAUGUUGCAAAAACAGUACAAUAAUACCCGAACAUCAAAGUUGUUGUGGUUACAGAGGGUACGACAACCGUACACAAAUAUGUACCAGCAAUUAUAAAGUAAUGAACAGAACCAAGAAUAAAGACUGCGCAAAUACAUCCAAAUCCUGUAACAACGAAUUCUCGGCCAAAAGACGGAGAGUGUCACGCAGUAUUUGUAAUACCUGCCUUUGGAGGUUCAGGCGCAUCUACAGAGAAAUCAAGUCAGGAAAACAGAAUGUCUGCAAGAGACACACUUACAAUAUAACCAUUGACAAUACAACUGACCGAGGUAUAGUUUGGAUCCUGGAUGCUAAAUACGAGAACAAAGACAACAUGGAAUCAUAUGUGAAGAUCAUCAUUCCCUGCAAAUCUAAAAAGUUGAACAAGACCGGGGAUUAUUUUUUAGUCACAGAUAGCACCAUUGACGGGGACACGCUGAGGCUUGGGGAUAGUGAUCUUCUCAUUCAAAGGCAUCCUAAACUUGUGGGACUCGUUGAAGAGAAAAAAGGCAAAUGUCGGCAGGUGUCUGUGGUUCUCGGCGAGAUUCACCGGGCGGUAAGAAGAUUAAUCCGGAAGUUUUUAGGAAUAAAAUGACUAGAUAUUUUUAAGCCUUCAUGCUGUGGCAACAAAUGACCAUUCCGAAUGUUCAGAAAAUAUCUGCAUAAUAACUGUUAUCUUUGAUUAUUAAUUGAAUCACUUUGUUCCAUUUGAAAUGCGAUGGAGAAAUUUUGCAUUUAGAAGGUGAUAGAGAAUUUUGGAAUUAAAGUUUGUUCAUCGAUUGCGCUUAGCCAUUCGAAAAGUUUCCUUGUUUGUCUUUCAGCAAUCAGUCACACAUGUAUUUUUUAUAUGCAGCGAGUUGAAUUGUCAAAGUGAGUUCUCUGUUCAUGUGAUUUUGCCAUAUUUGAUUUGAUUCCUAGCAAUGCUUUUAUUUUGAUACUGUAUUUAUUAUUUAUGCUUUAUUUUUUUUUUUAUUUUUUUUGACUCAAACUAUGAUUUUUUUAAUGUGGAGCACACAUCUUUUGUGAAUUUAUUGUGUAAGGACCGUAUAUAUUGUAUCUAUGACGAAAUCCAUGAAUUUUUUAUAUUCAUUUUAUAUUUAUAUCAAACCAUGUAUACAUAAUUUUUUCAAACAAUCUAAUUGGUUUUGUUUUACUUCCUAUCUAUAAAUUUUAACAAUCAUUUAAUUAUGAACUUGUAGUAUAAAUUUUAUUUCAAUUUACAAAUAACAUACAUGUAUUUUUAAUGAAAUAAUUGAAAAGCUUGGUAUUUUUCCUUACAAUAAAGUUAAUUGCACAAUUAAUAAAUGUUUUACUAAAAGAAAACCGAAAGAAAAUUGGUUUGUCUUAGCAUUUAAGCUAAAUAAAAAUGUUUACAAG
This is a messenger RNA of Magallana angulata, 1510 nucleotides long. RefSeq lists its product as uncharacterized. The record is from RefSeq and is a predicted model, not a curated record. Bases 216 to 728 code for a protein of 170 amino acids. NCBI's taxonomy places the organism in Eukaryota, Metazoa, Mollusca, Bivalvia, Ostreida, Ostreidae. The transcript has 3 exons.